AGAAGUGUUUUCACCUCUAUUCGCGCCAUUUCUUAUCAUGUUUUGUCGAGUAAAGUAGUCUCCACUCUCCGUUUAUUAAAAUUAUUUAUGUUUAAGGCUUUGGCUUUAAGAUUUUCACCGUUUAAGGCAUGCUGAUAUUCAUUGCUACACUGUCUCUGGCCAAUGCUCCACAGUGUACCUUUGCUGAACUUUAAUAGUCUAGUGGUCGUUUGAAUUUGUUUUUAAUAUGGAUUCUCUCAAUGAACCGACCUCAAAUGAAACUUCUAACAAUGAAGGUAUUUUGAAUACCCGUGGCCGGGGACGAGGAUUUUUAAUAAAAAGAAUGAGUCAAAGACUCAGUUCUGAAAAAUCUCUGAAUUUAUCAUCACCGCCAACAUUUCCCACAGAAAAGAUGAAGAGCAAUGUUGUACGACAUAACCAAGACGUUGUUAACAAGUCUUGUUUUCAAGACUGUGUAUAUAAUUAUGAUGCACCUGUGAGAUCAACUUAUAUUCCACCCGAACCCAAUGAAAAUGACGAAUCAAUUUACGAUGACGGAAUCAGUUCUGGUAUACAUUUUGAAAAAUUCAAUGAUAUCGAAGUGAAGGUGAAUGGAAAAAAUAUACCAGAAGCUAUUGAAAGUUUUGAAGCAUUGAACAAUAUACCAGAAAACUUAAUGGACAAUAUAAAAAGAUGUAAUUUUUUGAAACCAACUCCCAUACAAAAAUAUUCUAUCCCGAUUAUUUUAUCUGGUAAAGACUUAAUGGCCACAGCACAAACUGGUUCAGGAAAAACGGUUGCUUUUGUUUUACCAAUCGUACAAAAAUUACUCAUGGACCCACAGAUAUUAGUAAAAGAUAGUAAUCAUAGUGAACCUCAAGUUGUUAUAAUGGCACCUACAAGAGAAUUGGCUGUUCAAAUUAAAAUGGUUGUAUUGAAAUUGACAAGAGGUACCGGAAUUUCAUCAUUUGUCUGUUAUGGUGGUACUUUAGUCAGUCAUCAAAAAAAUAAAAUUCUCGAAGGUUGUCACAUACUUGUAGCUACACCUGGUAGAUUAAAUGAAUUUGUUCAGCAUGGCUUCAUAACAUUUUCGUCCGUAAGAUUUUUUGUCUUAGAUGAAGUUGAUAAGAUGUUAGACAUUGACUCAAAACCAGAUAUCGAUAAAAUCUUAGAUCAUUUCACAAUGCCGUCUGUUAUGAACAGACAGACAAUUAUGUUGUCAGCAACAUUACCAGACUCCACUCAGCAUUUAGCAAAAUUGUAUUUAAACAAAAAUUAUUUAUUUUUAGCAGUUGGUAUUGUUAGUAGCGCUUCAAAAGAUAUAAAACAAACCUUUCACAUGGUUAAUAGAUUCAAUAAACGUGACAUUUUAUCCAAUAUUUUAAGAAAAGAUUCAGUAGGAACUAUAGUAUUUGUGAAACAGAAGUGGACAGCAGAUUUUCUUGCCACAUACUUAUGUGAAAAGCAUAUUCCAUCAACAAGCAUACAUGGUGAUCGUUUACAAGAUCAGAGAGAAAUUGCUUUAAAUGAUUUUCGUAAUAGAAAGAUGAAUGUAAUUGUAGCAACAAAUGUAGCUUCAAGAGGAUUAGAUAUUAAAUGUGUGAACCAGGUCAUUAAUUAUGACAUGCCUCAAGAAAUUGAAGAAUAUGUGCAAAGAAUUGGACGAACAGGCAGACUAGGAAACCAAGGGGUUGCUAUAUCUUUCUUUGAUCCUGAUGAAGAUUAUCUUUUGAUAGAUCCAAUUAUAAAAACUCUUGCAUCAGCAAAUCAAGAAAUACCUAAAUGGAUACUUAAACUUGGACGAGAAGCCAAAUAUAAUGAUGCUAAUGAUGAUUUUGAUAAAUUUGGAGGCUCAGAUAUAAGAAUUAUAUCAGGCUCAGUUGACGACUGUGAAGAAUGGUAAAUUUAUGCAAAUAUUUGAUAAUUAUUGUUUUUUUUUCAUAUUUUUAAUAAUAAAUCAAUAUAAUGAAAUGUUA
Myzus persicae (green peach aphid) is the source of this 1955-nucleotide messenger RNA. Its product is annotated as ATP-dependent RNA helicase vasa-like. Bases 227 to 1882 code for a protein of 551 amino acids. The record is from RefSeq and is a predicted model, not a curated record. Gene Ontology annotation, molecular function: ATP binding; RNA binding; RNA helicase activity. NCBI's taxonomy places the organism in Eukaryota, Metazoa, Arthropoda, Insecta, Hemiptera, Aphididae. The transcript is spliced from 9 exons. Gene Ontology annotation, cellular component: P granule; nucleus. Gene Ontology annotation, biological process: cell differentiation; gamete generation.